Molecule: messenger RNA, 1431 nt
Organism: Chelmon rostratus (copperband butterflyfish)
Lineage: Eukaryota; Metazoa; Chordata; Actinopteri; Chaetodontiformes; Chaetodontidae
Product: keratin, type I cytoskeletal 13-like
Exons: 7
Coding region: 73-1377 (434 amino acids)
Molecular function (GO): structural molecule activity
Source: RefSeq, a predicted model, not a curated record
CAGCUCUUCACUUCAUCCUCUCCAGCUGAGGCAGAAAGACAGCAUCCUUUACCUUCAACGCCGCUCAAAAUUAUGUCCUUUACCAGAAGCAGCAUUUCAGGUGGAGGUGGUGGAGGCUACCUGAGCAGCAGUCGGUCCAUGUACGGUGGAGCUGGAGGCUCUCAGGUCAGAAUCUCCUCUGGUGGCUCCUCCAUGUACAGCGGCGGCGGCGGUGUUGGAGGUGGUGGAGCUGGCUACGGCUUCGGCUAUGGUGGUGGAGGAGGCGCGGGGUUCGGCGUGAGCGUCAGCAGCAGCGUGGACAUCUCCGCCAACGAGAAGGCCACCAUGCAGAACCUCAACGACCGCCUGGCCACCUACCUGGAGAAGGUGCGCAAGCUGGAGGCGGCCAACGCCGAGCUGGAGCUGAAGAUCCGACAGUUCCUGGAGAGCAAGACCUCCCCCUCUGCCAGAGACUACAGCGCCUUCUACGCCACCAUCGCAGAGCUGCAGGGCAAGAUCCAGGACGCAACCAGAGUCAACGGUGGCAUCUACCUCUCCAUCGACAAUGCCAAGCUGGCCGCCGACGACUUCAGGGUCAAGUUUGAGAACGAGCUGGCCAUGCGUCAGUCGGUGGAGGCCGACAUCGCCGGGCUGAGGAGGGUCCUGGACGAGCUGACCCUGAGCCGGACCGACCUGGAGAUGCAGAUCGAAGGGCUGAAGGAGGAGCUGAUCUUCCUCAAGAAGAACCACGAGGAGGAGCUGCUGGCAAUGCGAGCUCAGAUGAGCGGUCAGGUGAAUGUGGAGGUGGACGCCGCUCCAGGUGAGGACCUCUCCAGGAUCAUAGAGGAAGUCAGGGAGCACUAUGAAAACAUUGCUGCCAAAAACCGCAAAGAGCUGGAGACCUGGUACCAGACAAAGUCAGAAACGCUGUCCAAAGAAGUCAUCGCCCACACAGAAACCCUGCAGACGUCCAAAUCUGAGAUCACAGAGCUGAAGCGAACGCUGCAGGGGCUGGAGAUCGAGCUGCAGUCGCAGCUCAGCAUGAAAGGCUCGCUGGAGGCCACACUGGCCGAGACUCAGAACCGCUACGCCAUGCAGCUGGUGGGGUACCAGAGCCAGGUGACCAUGAUGGAGGAGCAGCUGGCGCAGCUGAAGGCCGACAUGGAGAGACAGUCUCAGGAGUACAAGAUGCUGCUGGACAUCAAGACCAGGCUGGAGAUGGAGAUCGCCGAGUACAGGAGGCUGCUGGACGGAGACGCCAGCAGCAGCAUCUCCAUGUCCUCCUCCUCCUCCUCCUCCACCAGCACCACCAAACAGAAAGUGAUCACCAUCGUCGAGGAGAUCGUGGACGGAAAGGUGGUGAGCUCCUCCACCGAGACCGUCAGUCAGACCUUGUGAGCGCCACCAGGGGGCGACCUCUCAGCCAAAUGAAAUAAAGUCUGCUGAGGUGCU